Messenger RNA from Pistacia vera, 2042 nucleotides. Its product is annotated as asparagine--tRNA ligase, cytoplasmic 2. The transcript is spliced from 8 exons. Gene Ontology annotation, molecular function: asparagine-tRNA ligase activity; ATP binding. Gene Ontology annotation, cellular component: mitochondrion. The coding region runs from base 74 to 2020 and encodes 648 amino acids. Gene Ontology annotation, biological process: asparaginyl-tRNA aminoacylation. The record is from RefSeq and is a predicted model, not a curated record. Lineage: Eukaryota; Viridiplantae; Streptophyta; Magnoliopsida; Sapindales; Anacardiaceae.
UCCUCAUAACCAGUUCUCUUCAACACGUUUCUUGUUUGUUCAAUUCUCAUCCUCUCAAUUUUCAUUCCCGAAAAUGGAUUCUCAGCAAGAAACUAACACUAUGGCCAACACCGCCAUUGACACCUUCACCGACGCUGCCACCACCACUUCCACCGGCAUGGUGAGUCUAACAUCGAAGUACUCGAACCGGGUACUUGUAAAAACCAUUGUUGAACGUGAUGAUGGUGGGGUGGGAUUGAUUGGUGAGAGAUUGGUAAUUGGCGGGUGGGUAAAGUCUUCCAAAGAAGUUAAAAAAGAGCCGGUGACACCAGCACCAGCACCAGCACCAACAUCUGAUGAUCAUGGUGCUGCAGUGGCUUCAAGUCCUAAACGUAAAGAAAAAGAUGUGAGCUGUGUGGAGAUUCUUCAAUCAAGAAUCCCGUUUUUCAGGACAAUAAUAAAGGUUUUGAGUGGCGGUUCUGGUGGUGGUAGUACCAACACUAUCCGUGAGAAGUUGGAAGCUGUGCUUCCUAAGCCACCACUGCCUUCCACUCUCUUCUUGCAAAUUAGUGACGGUUCUUCUGUAGCUGCUCUCCAGGUGGUGGUGGAAUCUACUUUGGCUUCACCUAGCAGACUUCUGCCUAUUGGAACUUGUAUAUUAGCAGAAGGUGUGUUGGAUCAUUCAUUUCAGGGAAAUCGUGUUGUUGAACUCAAAGUAGAUAAAAUUCUUCAUGUUGGGACGGUUGAUCAUGAUAAGUAUAUUUUAUCAAGAAAGCGACUACCACUCGAUAAGCUAAGGGAUUCUGCGCAUUUUCGGCCUCGUACAACUACGGUGGCAUCUAUUAUGCGAAUCCGUAGUUCCCUGUCUUUCGCAACUCACACAUUCUUCCAAAACAAUGGGUUUUUGUAUGUUCAAGUUCCCAUUAUCACCACCACUGAUGCUGAAGGAUUUAGUGAGAAGUUCCAGGUGACAACUCUUUUAGAAAAAGCAGAUAAAGAGGAGCCAAAAGCCGCUAAGGAAAUUGAAGGCGUUAGCCUUGACAACAUAAAGGCUGCUAUAAAGGAAAAAAGCAAUCAAGUUGAAGAACUCAAGAGAAGUGAAAGCAAUAAGGAAGCACUCGCUGCUGCUCUUCAGGAUUUAAGGAAGACAAAUGAAAUAGCAUCACAGCUAGAGGCAAAAGAAAAAACGCAGCCAGCGCCUUCAAUUAAGACUGAUAAAAUUAACGUUUCUGAAGAUUUCUUCUCUCGCCAGACCUAUCUCACUGUUUCCGGUCGCCUUCAUUUGGAGAGUUAUGCGUGUGCCCUUGGAAAGGUUUACUCAUUUGGACCCAGGUUUCGAGCAGAGAAGAAAGAGUCAUCUAAACAAGUGGCAGAGAUGUGGAUGGUUGAGGCUGAAAUCGCUUUUUCACAAUUAGAGGAUGUCAUGAAUUGUGCGGAUGACUAUUUCAAGUUCCUCUGCACAUGGAUUGUUGAAAACUGUGAACGAGAUGCGGAAUUUAUCUCCAGACGGAUUGACAAAACCAUUAUUGAUCGGCUGCAAUCAAUGAUGUCAUCCUCCAUUGAAAAGAUUACCUACACAGAAGCAGUGAAAGCUCUGGAAAAGGUUACAGAAAAGAUUUUCGAAGCAAAACUCGAGUGGGGUGUGGCUCUCACAGCCGAACAUCUAAGUUAUUUGGCUGAUGAGAUCUAUAAGUGUCCUGUAAUCGUAUAUGAUUAUCCCAAAGCGGUUAAACCAUUUUAUGUACGCCUUAAUGAUGAUGGAAACACAGUUGCAGCAUUUGAUAUGGUUGUACCAAAGGUUGGAAAGUUGAUUACAGGCAGCCAAAAUGAGGAACGCCUUAAUAAGCUGAAUACAAGGAUCGAGGAAUUGGGCUUGCCAAAAGAGCAGUAUGAAUGGUAUUUGGAUCUACGCAGGCAUGGAACAGUAGCGCACUCUGGAUUUAGUCUUGGGUUUGAACUCAUGGUUCUCUUCAUUACUGGCCUCAUUGAUGUCAAAGAUGCAAUCCCUUUUCCUAGAAGUCUGGGAAAAGCCAACAAUUAGUCUGAUUUCCUGCAAAGUAUAC